Messenger RNA from Cinara cedri, 3382 nucleotides. Lineage: Eukaryota; Metazoa; Arthropoda; Insecta; Hemiptera; Aphididae. The record is from the annotation of a GenBank genome assembly.
UUAACUUGCCUAUAGGUUAUAAUAUAUUAAUAUCCAUUUGGUGUUAGUGUAUUAUAAUACAUUUUCAAUAUAUUUGAAUAUGAAUAGAACACUAUUAGAGCUAAUUGUUUAGUUUAAAACAUCUGUAUACAAGAGACGUGAGUAUAUAUAGCCUAAAAAUAUUUUUUAUAAGAUAUAUAGGUAUGUAAAUGAAAAAAAGUUUUGAAUAUCACAGUGUACAAUAUCGAUGGUUUUUUAAUAUUUUUUACUAUUAAAUAAAAAGUCAAAAAUGGAUUAUAAAUUAUUUUUUUUACAAGUGAUUUUUUUGGUUUCAGUUCUCCCGACAUUUGUGAUCUCGUAAGUAUUCAAAUAAUUGUUUUAUAUACAAUUUCCUCAUUAUGGUAUAAUUUUUAAAACUCGUUGUUUUAAUAUUCAUUUAUUGGGGGCAUAUUAUAAGGAGACUUUUCCUUAUGAAAUCCCCUAAUUCUCAUUAUCAUUCUCAUUCAGUUCUUUGUCGGUUAUUUUUUUGGAAUCCUCAUUCUAAAAAUGAAGAUUCUAAAAUUUCAUUAAACCUGUUUUUGAAAUAUUUCACAAAAAUGCAUGGAAGUUGCAUGCAAUUAUUCAUUUUGAUAAAAUAUCAAAAUAAAACCAAUAUUAAUAAUUAUAAUUAAAAUUCUAAUAGUAACUGUUGCAAACAUCUAAAUAAUGCAUGGAACGGUACUGAUAAAAGCUUUUUAAAAAUGAUUAACAUUAAAAAAAAAUUAAACACAUCUUUUAUUUAUAGUCUAAAAAAAUAGUUAAAACAAUUUUAAUUUUUGAUAUUGUUUAUAUUUUUUUUAUUAUAAAUAUUUAUUUUAAUAAAGAAUAUAAUUAUUAGAAAGACAGACAUACUUCGCACAUAAGUGGGCCAAUGUUGUAGAUGAGAAAUUCGGAAGGUAGAUGCGAAAUUUGAUAUCAAAUAAAUAUUAAAAACAUACAAAAUCAAGAAUACAAAACAAUUUGUUGUGAUAAUUCUGAGUAAAUCCAUAUUUUUUAAUUCUCGGGAGAAGGUUCUAGGAACUACCUAUUAUUAGUAUUGAACAUCAUGUUCAGCUUCAAAGGUUUAUAGUUAAAAAGAUCACUAAAAGAAGACCGAUUCGAAAAUAUCGUAAAAUGGUUGGAAUAAACAAGGAUAUUUUGUUGACUGAGUGGUUAAGAAAUAAGGAAUAAUACUUUUUGGGAUGUACAUGCUAAAAUUAAAACGAGUAAAACACGAAUAGAGCCGGAAAGCCAAUGGAGAAAAUAAGCUGCUAAUAACUAUGAUAGAUGUUGGUUUCGUUUUUAAAAAUGUGGUCCUAAAUAAUAGAAAUAAUAAAAAGAUUACAAAGUUUAUAUUUGUUUCCAAAAUGAUCAAAACACCCUUUUACAGGUCCUUAUUCACGGUGAACGGAAAAACCUAUUGGAAUGAUAAAUAUUUGGUGGUUCCUAUUGGAGGAAGCAGUAUGAAAGGUAAUUUUUGAUAAAAAUUUAUCAGAUAACAAUAAAAGUAGCAAUUAUAAAUUAAUAAUCUUUCGAAUAUCACAAUCCAUUACAUGACGUCAUUUCCCAAAUCAUAAUCUGCCUUAUUAUCUUUUCAUACAUUUUAUGUAACCAUACAAUGGUUUUUUAUUUAGUAAAAUAACUCUGCAACUGUGUAUAGGUUCCUAUAACAUAAUUUUCUACAUCUUCAUCUUUUCACAUUUAAUAUUAUUUAAGAGUUUCAUUAACCAUAGAGAAAUAAAUGUAGGAUAGCGUUUAUAUUCAAUCUCGAGUAUUUAACAGAUAGUUUUUUUAAUUAUUCGGAAUCACUAAUAAUUACUCUGUUCACUAAAACGUGAAGAUGUGAUAUAAUAUGAUUUCAUAUUUUGAACAAAAUUUGAAAUCUUGCAAUAAUAUUCAAGUGCAGGAUGUUUUCUAAAAAAAAAAAAUUAUUUAAUUUUUUGUGUAAAAGAAAGUCAUAUUUUAUUUUUCUGUGUAGUUCUUUCCGUGUAAUUAAUAACUAAGUAAAACCAAGAGAAAAUAGUUAAAAAGUAUUUUUUUUUUUUUAAUUUGAUGAAAUAUAUUCACAGAGACCUAAGAUAACAAUACUCUUAUAUUAGACUUUUCUAAACGAAUUUUCAAAAUAUUCUGACGAUAUUUCGAGCUACAUACAGGUUUAUGACUUUUUUCUAAUUUGUUUAGUUCUUAUUAGUUAUUCGUUACCUAAUACAAAUUGAUAGAUAUUAUAUAAAUACGGAAUAUAUAAUUUUUUUCCUUCUUCAAAAACGCUUGUAAGUUUAAUAUGAGGUUCAAUGUAAAUUUAGAGCAUAAUGAAUCAUUAUUUACUCUUUGUUUAUAACAGUUCUAAGAUCAAAUUUUGACGAAAAUCGUCAAAACAGCAUUAUUUAAAAACAGGUUUGAACAAACUUCACUUAUUAUCAUAUAUAUUACUAAGGAUUUUAUUUUACCUUUCUAAUUUUCUUAAAAUUAGAAAUAUAAAAAAAUUUCCAAUUUCUAAUAAAUAAUUCGUUUGUAUGUGACUUUUAGUUAUUAUGCUGUUUUUUCGAGAAUAUUUUGUUAUUGUUUUAAUAUGAUGUACCUCAAUGGUUUUUAUUUUUUGAUUUAGGAGAAAUGAAUGGUGUACUUUAUGGAUAUAAGAAAAUACGGAUAUUAAGCGAAGAUGAACGAAAAGAAGUAAAACAAGCAUUGGUUACACAGAAGGUUCAAAUGGAAGAAAAAAAGAAACAAGAAAUAGCUGAAAUGGAAGAAAAAAUGCAACAAGAUAUAAAUAAAAUGGAAGAAAAAAAGCAACGAGAUAUAGAUAAAAUGGAGGAAAAAAAGCAACGAGAUAAGGCUAAAAUGGAAGAAAAAAAGAAAAGAGAUAUAGUCAAAAUGGAGGAAAAAACGCAACGAGAUAUAGCUAAAAUGGAAAAAGAAAAUACUCAAAUUAGAGAAAAAUUUUUACGAGAUCAGGCUAAAAUAGCGGAAAAAAAGCAACGAGAUCAAGCUAAAUUAGAAGAAAAAAAGCAACGAGAUAAGGCUAAAAUGGAAGAAAUAAUAAAACGAGAUAUAGCUAAAAUGGAACAAGAUAAUAUUAAUGAAAAAUACUUAGAAGAUGAGGCUAAAAUAAAUGCCGAAAUUGAAUGAGAUAAUGAUAAAUAGAGCGACAAAAUGCUAAAAUAAACCGAAUCAUAAGUUGGAGAAAUAAUCUUAUGGGUAUUUUGAUAAUUAUUAACUGACAAUUUAUAAUAUAAACUUAAGUAAAGUAAUGAUGACUAUAAUAAUUAAUCAAUAUUAUUUCGACAAAUAUAUUUGUGUUAUGUUUAAAACAAACUCAAUAAAUAUUCAUUAUGCAUUUAUAAUUUUCCUUUGAAUAAAACUACAUUUUUUUUUCUCGUAUAUUUUG